AUGCUCGCUUUAAGAAAUAGCUUGAUACGAAAUGUUUCAGCUCGCGUUUUACGACCUACUCUUCCCAUAACAGUUACCAAAAAACCUUUAAGUUAUUCCAAACCACUCAAUCAAGAAGUUGGUGAAGAAUAUACAGCUACUGGUACUAUUACACGUAGACCUUUGAAAAUACGCAGAGUAAAAAGGAUUGAUGAUUCAGUUGCCAAAGUUUCACGUCCAGCACCGUUUUGGGAAGCCAAAGCGGUUUUUGAAGAUGAAAUUUCGCCUCUUUCACUUAAUCACUUUGAAAAGAAAUUUUUAGUAAUGAUAUUCUAUCCUUUGGACUUUACUUUUGUAUGUCCUACCGAAUUGACAGCUUUCUCAGAUCGUAUUAAAGAAUUUAAAGAAAUUAACACUGAAGUAGUUGGAAUUUCAUGUGAUUCCGAACACACACAUUAUAAUUGGAAUAAAAUUCCACGAAAUCAGGGUGGUCUUGGAAAUCUCAAAUAUCCUCUAGUUUCUGAUUUUUCUAAGAGAAUUUCGGAAGAUUAUGGUGUUUUGUGUGAAGAUAAAUCGUUUCCUUUUAGAGGAACAAUUAUCAUCGACGAUAAAGGCAUUGUUCGUGUAAUUAAUAUUAAUGACACGCAAAUUGGACGCUCCGUAGAUGAAGUUUUACGUCUUGUUCAAGCUAUUCAAUUUGCGAAUCAAUAUGGUGAAGUUUGUCCAGCAAACUGGAAAAAAGGAGAUUCAACUAUUAUUCCUGAUCAAGAAAAAGCCAGAAGUUAUUUCUCUAAAUUGAAAUAA
Molecule: messenger RNA, 783 nt
Organism: Diversispora eburnea
Lineage: Eukaryota; Fungi; Glomeromycota; Glomeromycetes; Diversisporales; Diversisporaceae
Source: the annotation of a GenBank genome assembly